Molecule: messenger RNA, 1536 nt
Organism: Arthroderma uncinatum
Lineage: Eukaryota; Fungi; Ascomycota; Eurotiomycetes; Onygenales; Arthrodermataceae
Exons: 4
Coding region: 1-1536 (511 amino acids)
Biological process (GO): carbohydrate transport; transmembrane transport
Cellular component (GO): membrane
Molecular function (GO): carbohydrate:proton symporter activity
Source: RefSeq, a predicted model, not a curated record
AUGGAUCCCACACCAGCUGCUGAAGUCGUCGAUGAAAAUAAGGUGGAAGCGCCCGUUACUUUCCGGGCGUACCUGAUUUGCGCCUUUGCCUCCUUUGGGGGCAUACUCUUUGGGUAUGACUCUGGUUAUAUCAACGGUGUCCUGGGCAUGCCGUAUGUAAAGUCACAUUUCGGUGGACCAGUUCCUACGUCUGUGGACAAAACUGGGUUCAAUGUUCAGACGUGGGAGAAAUCGUUGAUCGUCUCCAUUCUCUCUCUUGGUACGUUCCUUGGAGCCCUGUUUGCGGGCUCCGUGGCUGAAUGGAUUGGUCGCAGGCUUACAAUCAGUCUCUCCUGUCUCUUGUUCUCUGCUGGCGUCGCCAUUCAGGUAGCUGCUGUGAGAGUCCCUGAACUUGUUGGUGGGCGCCUAGUUGCAGGACUUGGUGUUGGCGGUGUCUCCACGGUUGUCAUCUUGUAUGUCUCGGAAAUUGCACCUAAACGUGUUCGCGGAACUCUGGUCUCAGUCUAUCAGUUUGCUAUCACCAUUGGUCUUCUAGUCUCGGCCUGCGUUGCCCAAGGCACCCAGAAAAUACCAACAAGUGCGUCGUAUCGCAUACCAAUCGCUGUGCAAUUUGCCUGGGCCUUCAUACUCGGUGUUGGCCUACUGUUCCUUCCUGAUUCCCCUAGGUAUUACAUCAAACAGGGCAAAAUGGACAAGGCAGCGGCUGCCUUGGCCCGGGUCAGGGGUCAGCCCGCACAGUCGGCUCGAAUUCAAGCUGAGCUCACAGAAAUCAAAGCCAAUUAUGACUAUGAGUCUUGCAUUUCGUCUUCGUCUUGGUUCGACUGCUUCAAAGGUGGCCUCUCGCCCAGCAGUAACUUAAAACGUGUCUUGGUUGGAACAGCGCUGCAAAUGUUUCAACAGUGGACAGGAGUGAACUUCAUAUUCUGGACAACCUUUUUCCAACAAAGUGGCCUUAGCAAUCCAUUUUUGAUCUCCGUUAUCACAAAUGUUGUAAAUGUCUGCUCUACCCCUUUAUCAUUCUACACGUUAGAGAGAUUUGGCAGACGGCCUCUCCUUAUCUGGGGUGCAUGUUUGAUGCUGAUAUGCGAGUUUGUUAUCGCAAUUGUUGGCACGGUUGCCCCUGGAUCUACUGCAGCGUCGAUGUGCCUGAUUGUUUUUGUGUGCAUCUAUAUAUUUGGCUUCGCCUCCACAUGGGGUCCUGGAGCAUGGGUGGCUGUCGGAGAGCUAUUCCCUCUACCUAUACGAGCAAAGGGGGUCGCUCUCUCUGUUGCAUCUAACUGGCUCUGGAACUGUGUUAUUGCCGUGAUUACGCCGUAUAUGGUCGAUCCUGAAAAGGGGAAUAUGGGCGCUAAAGUCUUCUUCGUUUGGGGGGCGACCUGCACCCUAUCGAUGUUGUUUGCGUUCUUCUAUGUACCAGAAACCAAAGGUCUAUCCUUGGAACAGGUGGAUCAGAUGCUCGAGGAGACAACUCCCAGAACUAGUUCAGCCUUUAAGCCGCAUGCUACCGUGGUAGAGGAGGCCAAGGCUGGUGCCUAG